Messenger RNA from Cladophialophora yegresii CBS 114405, 1746 nucleotides. RefSeq lists its product as uncharacterized. Bases 1 to 1746 code for a protein of 581 amino acids. The record is from RefSeq and is a predicted model, not a curated record. The transcript is spliced from 3 exons. Gene Ontology annotation, molecular function: succinyl-CoA:3-oxo-acid CoA-transferase activity. Gene Ontology annotation, biological process: ketone body catabolic process. NCBI's taxonomy places the organism in Eukaryota, Fungi, Ascomycota, Eurotiomycetes, Chaetothyriales, Herpotrichiellaceae.
AUGGCUUCCUCAACAGCAAGGCGCACACUGCUGCUCUGCGUCAAUGAUAUCAAGACUGCGAGCUCCCCAAAUCCUCACGUCAACAACUUGCUUCCCCGCAGAACUCUACACCAGCGCCAAUCAAGAGUUCGACCAUGGCUCGCCUCGCAACACCAGCAACACAAUAUUCGAUACUUUUCACAUUCACGGCUGAGACAGCGCGAGGCAGCCCCGUCUCCCAAGCUCGCAAACGAUGACCAGCCCGUCAUCGACCGCACCCGGUCGAAGCUGUUCAAAGACGCCGACGAGGCUGUCGCGGACAUCAAGUCCGGCUCCACGAUCUUCAGUGCCGGGUUUGGCCUCUGCGGCACGGCCGAGACGCUCAUCACGGCCCUGCACAAGCGUGGGCCGGAUUCGCUGAACAACCUCACUGCGGUGUCCAACAAUGCUGGCGCAGCCGGCGAGGGCGGGUUGUCGCCGCUGACCCAGUCGGGCCAGAUCACGCGCUGCAUCCUCUCGUAUCUGGGCAACAACAAGAAACUCGAACAGAAGUACCUGAACGGCAACAUUGCGAUUGAACUAUGUCCGCAAGGAACGUUGGCGGAGCGCAUCCGCGCCGGCGGCAGUGGGAUUCCGGCCUUCUUUACCCCGACGGGUGUUCACACAUUCAUCCAGACGGGCGAGAUCCCGACACGAUUGGGCCCGGCAGACCCGGCGACGAAGAAAUCCGUGGUGCUUGAACCAGGCAAGGCGCGCGAGACGAGGAUCUUCAACGGCAGAACCUACGUCAUGGAGACGGCCCUGACGGGCGAUGUUGCUAUCAUCCGGGCAUGGAAGGUCGACGAGGCAGGAAACUGUCAGUUCAGAUACACAACCAAAGCGUUCGGCCCCAUCAUGGCCAAAGCCGCGCGCCUGACGAUCGUCGAGGCCGAGAACAUCGUGCCCACCGGCUCGAUCGACCCCAACGACGUGCACCUGCCAGGCAUCUUCGUCGACCGGAUCGUCCCCGCCACGGUCGAAAAGAAGCUCGAGAUCAAGAAGACGCGCCCCACUUCGGGCACAGAAGCCAAACCGGAGGGAUCUGGUGGUGACAAAUCCGACGCCCUCGUGCGCCGCGACCGCAUCGCCCGCCGCGCCGCCAAGGAACUCAAACACGGCAUGUACGUCAAUCUGGGCGUGGGGAUGCCGACGCUGGCGCCCAGUUUCUUGCCGGAGGACGUCAAGGUGUGGAUCCAGAGCGAGAACGGCAUCCUCGGCAUGGGCGCGUACCCGACGGAAGACGAAGUCGACCCAGACAUCAUCAAUGCGGGCAAAGAGACCGUGACCCUCGUGCCCGGCGCGGCCACGUUCGACAGCUCAGAAAGCUUCGGCAUGAUUCGCGGCGGACACGUCGACGUCUCGAUCCUGGGUGCUCUGCAGGUCAGCGCGGCGGGCGAUCUCGCCAACUACAUGAUCCCCGGCAAAGUGUUCAAGGGGAUGGGCGGCGCCAUGGACCUGGUCUCCAACCCUGGGCAGACCAAGAUCGUGGUCACGACGGAUCAUGUCGACAAGUAUGGCGCGCCCAAGAUCGUCGAGGUGUGUUCGUUGCCCUUGACGGGGGCGCGGGUCGUCAGUACGAUCAUCACGGAUCUGUGUGUCUUCCAGGUCGACCGUGAGAAGGGGACGUUGACGCUGACGGAGUUGGCUGAUGGCGUUACUGUGGAUGAGGUCAAGGGGAAGACGGGAGCCAAGUUUGCCGUUGCUGAGGAGCUGGGGUCGAUGGAGUGA